GUCCGUGCGUCACCGGCAGCCGCAGGAGGAAGUUUGUGGAUGGGGUGGGGUGACCGUGGCUGCGUCACCGUCACCAACGAUUUCUGUCACCGCCGGGUCACCCCCGCGGCCACUGGGACAGGCGCACCUGGGCAGGUCCCACCAUGAAGCUGCACCCCAGCACGCGCCUCUUACUGGUCCCAGUCGCGGUGUCGCUGGCCCUGCUGGGGCUGCGCCUGCACCGCUCCCCCGACGCCACCGUCGCCGUCACCCCGCCGGCGCGGGGGGGGUUCCGCUGGCACCGCGCGCCCCCCGGCGACGCCACCCCCAAACCGGCGCCCAGCCGGCACCCCCUGCAGCCCCCGUACCCCCAUCCUUACCGCUUCCUCCUCAACGAGCCGCAGAAAUGCCGCGAGCGGCCGCCGUUCCUGGUGCUGCUGGUGGCCACGGAGCCGGGGGACACCGCGGGGCGAGACGCCGUCCGGAGGACGUGGGGGGACGAGGCUUCGGUGCCGGGGGUUGCCAUGCUGCGGCUUUUCCUCGUCGGCGUCCACCCGGUUUUCGGCGAGGAGCUGCGGCCGGUGCUGGAGGAGGAAAGCCAGGUCUACCGCGACAUCAUCCAGCAAGACUUCAUAGACACCUACAACAACUUGACCUUGAAGACGCUGAUGGGGCUGGAGUGGGUGAGCAAACACUGCGCCAACGCCAGCUACGUGGUGAAGGCCGACCGCGACGUCUUCCUCAACCUCAAAUACCUCGUGCGGCGCUUCCUUUUGCCCAAAAAGCACAACUUUGUGACGGGCCACGUCUACCGCAACACCGGCCCGCUGCGCAACCGCGCCUACAAGUGGUUCGUCCCGUGGGAGAUCUACCCCAACGCCACGUACCCGCCGUACUGCGGCGGCCCCGCGUACGUCAUUUCGGGGGAUUUAGCCCCCAAAAUCUACGGCGUGGCGCAGACGUUGCCGGUGAUCAACAUGGAGGAUUCGUUUGUGGGGAUCUGCCUGCACGCCCUGGGGGUCGGCGUCACCGACGGCCCGCCCGGCGUCUUCAACAUGUUCCGGUUGGAAUACGAGCGCUGCCGCUUCUCCCGCCUCGUCAUGGUCCAUCACUACCAGCCCCGGGAGCUGCUGCGGCUCUGGCCGCAUUUCCAGGAGGAAAACGGCACUUGUCCCCCGUAGUCGGUGCCGGUGGCGCCGUCCCGAGCUCGGGGACACCGGGUUUGGUCGCUUUUGGGAUCUUGGGGGUGUUUCCAAACCUCGGGGAUGGCUUUCCCGCCAAAACUGAAGGAAAAGGUGACGCGUUCCCCUCAGUCGGGGUCACCGCGGUGUCCCCAAGUGUCACCGUCCUCCCUUCUUGUGCCAGAACCCAUUGAAUUCACUGGAUUUUGGGUCAGUC
Columba livia (rock pigeon) is the source of this 1377-nucleotide messenger RNA. RefSeq names its product beta-1,3-galactosyltransferase 2. Gene Ontology annotation, cellular component: Golgi membrane. The transcript has 2 exons. The coding region runs from base 144 to 1160 and encodes 338 amino acids. The record is from RefSeq and is a predicted model, not a curated record. Gene Ontology annotation, molecular function: N-acetyl-beta-D-glucosaminide beta-(1,3)-galactosyltransferase activity. NCBI's taxonomy places the organism in Eukaryota, Metazoa, Chordata, Aves, Columbiformes, Columbidae.